AAUGCAUUGUUUCCCAUGCUCAGUUACAAAUUGCACUACAAUGGAAUUUACAUUACUAGAAAUUGCUCGCGAUCAGUGGUCAGCGUUGAGAGAUUUAUAUACCCACGACCGGACAAAUCUUACGGGUUUCGAUCUAAUCAACUACUUUAUAAAUUACAAGGCCUCAUCCGAUGCCGACUUAAUCAAGAUAUAUACUACUGAUAAGGAUUGGAUCACACAUGGCAGCUAUAUUCUUAUCCAUCAAUUAGAUAACAGGGCCUAUGUUUACCUCAAUACCCUUGAUCCUAAAUCCUUAGAAGAUCUAAAGGCUUUGUUGUGUUACCUGGACUUGAAAGUGUUUCACUGGAUAUGUGGCUAUGGAGAACAUUUAAAGCCACUUGUUGAGCAAUAUUGGUUGAAUCUCGGUCAAGACUUGUGUAAACUUGAACAUCUGGGCACUAUUGUUUAUCACCUGCCCAAAUCCAAAAUCCCAUGCUGGAAACCACAGUUCAAAUCUUUGAUUAACGUUGGUUAUCUCAGUGCAAAGCAUGCAGCCUUGGUCGAUCAACACUGGGCCUAUCGAACCCCCGAUUCUUUGCCCUGGAUAAGGGGGCUUAUAGAGAAGAAUGCUUCUGCCGGUGUUUUUGAUGCCCGCGGAGAACUUUUGGCUUGGUGUCUACGAUCUCCCCAUGGCAGCCUGUGCAACUUGCAUGUGCUAUCCUCGCAUCGUCGGCAAGGAUUGGGAUCUUUGGCAGUGCUUUUUAUGGCUAAUGAAAUAAAGUCCUUCGGCUCCGAAGUUCUAGCCACAGUUGUUUUUGAUAAUGAGGGCUCCAAAAAAUUGUUUGAGAAUUUGGGAUUUAAGCCCAUCAAUAAAUUGUACUGGGCAGUAAUGCCACCCCUUCAUUAAAUAAUAAUAAACAGCACCAAGCGGUUCUUAUGAAUACGUCAUAAAACUGGUUAAUCAAUUUUCCCACUUAUCAGGAAAUGU
Molecule: messenger RNA, 967 nt
Organism: Drosophila gunungcola (fruit fly)
Lineage: Eukaryota; Metazoa; Arthropoda; Insecta; Diptera; Drosophilidae
Exons: 4
Coding region: 2-886 (294 amino acids)
Molecular function (GO): acyltransferase activity, transferring groups other than amino-acyl groups
Source: RefSeq, a predicted model, not a curated record